AUGGACGGUUCUCUCGAGCUGCUAGAUCUAUGUGGCACCAUGCAAGAGAUCUUUGCCGAGAUGAAGGCCAUCAUACAAGAGCUGCAACUGUCUCUAAGGAAAGGGGAUGAUGCGGCUGCUCAAGCCAGUAUCCAAUCUUACACCAGCUUGGCGAAGAAGGCCAAGAAUCAUUUCAAGAAGACCACGAAGAAGAUUUCGGAAGAUUGCAGGAUGGUCAUGCUCUUGACCAAGGCCAGAGAGAUCUCUGUCUCUCUGCUCGAGUCCACACUCCAUCUCUUGUCGAAGCAAAUUGAAAUGCCUAAACGGUCUCUUGUUUCCAAGGCAUUUCACAGAAGGAAGUCAGUUUUUUGCAAGGAAGAGCAACUGUCAAAGCUACAGUGCAGCAUCAUAGAUCUUGAGAGUGGAGCAGGACAUCUGUUCAGGAAAUUAGUCCAGAGCAGAGUUUCUCUACUCAACAUCCUUAGCUCAUAG
Triticum turgidum subsp. durum (durum wheat) is the source of this 471-nucleotide messenger RNA. Lineage: Eukaryota; Viridiplantae; Streptophyta; Magnoliopsida; Poales; Poaceae. The record is from the annotation of a GenBank genome assembly.